AUGUCAGACGAAAACGUACUGCCUAUAGGACCUGGAGGCACCUUUCUACACGACCUCAACAUAACCCGUGAACUGGUCAUCCUUGGCUCUGCCAAUAUUGGCCUAUCACAGCAUUGUGCGUCUGUGAUUCGGGUCAAGAAGAGGGACAGGCCCUGGUUAGCUUUGAUCUUGGUAGACCCCCCGAUAAGCAGUGUGUACACGAGCAACGAUGCCGAAAGAAGGAGGUUUCGUUUAGACCUACGAAAUUAUCUGGGAACGCAUGAUAAUUCUGUAGAGCCGCGUCCAUUUUCUGAGUGGCAGGACGAAGACGCCGAGACUUCUUCUGUUGCUCAGCGAGGGAUGUUUGAUGAUCUCCAACAAUACUGGAAUCGCGAACGUCCACCAUCUUUCAAUUCAUCGGACCCGUCCAUCCAAUCGCUAUCGUAUCACAUGUUACGUGUUGUUGCAGCGGAAUGGGUCCGCUACAUUGCGGCGAUGCAAAAAUGCCUGAAACAGUACGAACACAGCCACGAUCAACUGCCCGCUACAUCACUUGGUAUAUACGAUCGAGACCUCCAUGAGCUAAUGGGAUGGAGACGUCGGACUUUGUCCUCGCAAUCUAAGAUCAAAUCGGUCUUGCGCUUCCUUGCAGCAGACCAAAAGACCGGGGAGCAGCAAAACUACGAUCUGAAAUACCUUAGCGAAGACUUCGAGCACAUCCAGGAGAGGAUAAGCGCAAUCGGUCAACACCUCGAAAGCACGAUCCCUGUUAUCAUGAGCUUCGUGCAGAUCGUGGAUGCGCGCCGUGCCUUCGCCGAGACAACCAACAUGAGUCGUCUGACGGUUCUCGCACUGGUUUUUGUCCCCUUGACAUUCGUUUCCAGUCUCUUCAGUAUGAACACCGAGAACCUACCUGGAAGCAGAGGUUUCUGGGUUUACUUUGCAGUGGCCAUUCCAUUGACAGGAUUGGUUGUACUUGUCGCGAGACCGCCACCCGUGGUAGCUGCUCUCGUAAUGAGAGUAUCCCAGUGGAUCCGGAAGUUGGAAAGAGGUGUAGAGUACGACGCAUAG
Molecule: messenger RNA, 1050 nt
Organism: Paraphaeosphaeria sporulosa
Lineage: Eukaryota; Fungi; Ascomycota; Dothideomycetes; Pleosporales; Didymosphaeriaceae
Exons: 2
Coding region: 1-1050 (349 amino acids)
Biological process (GO): transmembrane transport; metal ion transport
Cellular component (GO): membrane
Molecular function (GO): cobalt ion transmembrane transporter activity; magnesium ion binding; cobalt ion binding
Source: RefSeq, a predicted model, not a curated record